AAACAAAACAAAAUUGGCAAACAUUCAAACGAAUUUGCAAAAUAUUAAGCAUUUGCAUAAAUUUUAAUAUAAAUCUAAAAAAAUCAAUCGAAAUUAUAAUGAAAUUUUUGGCCUCAAAGCGUGCGGUACAUGUAGAAGUGUGUUUAAAACAAUUGGCGGGAAGACUGGAACAAGUUCAAGCUCAAUUGGAAGAACCUUUGAAGGAUUUAUUAAGUAAAAAACAAUUGCCUUUCAAUGAUAGCAUUAAGUUACAAAAGGAGGAAUUGGAAAAUGAUGUGCUGCACAGUGUGGAAAGUGUGUUGCUGGAGUGUGAAUCGAAAAAGGAAGGAGAGUUAACCUGCCCCGAAGAUGCUGAAUUUUUCAUAUUCCAUUUCUAUUGGCCUCAGCGACGUGCCAUGGAAUUGGAAAUGUUUGACAGUGAAGCUGGAGCUGGCGCAGACGAUGAUUCUGGCUCUGUGCCUUCUUCCAAUCAUUGGAUUUUACCUUCCCAUUCGUUUGAGGGACUAUGGGAGCAUUUGAUCUAUGACCUAGGUCUUAAAGAGAAACUUUUAAAGUUUGCCCUUUCAGCCUUGCUAUUUUCGCAACACAGCGUUAAUCACAAUAUAAUAUCCUGCAAUCGUUUAAUAUUGUUACAUGGUCCACCCGGCACUGGUAAGACCAGUCUGUGCAAGGCUUUGGCCCAAAAGCUGGCCAUAAGAUGUCGCCCGGUAUUUCGCCACACUCAUCUUAUAGAAAUCAAUUCACAUUCUUUAUUUUCCAAAUGGUUUUCCGAGAGCGGUAAAUUGGUGAUGCGUUUGUUUGGCAAAAUCAAAGAAAUCAUAGCAGAUAAACAUAAUUUGGUGUGUGUGCUCAUAGAUGAGGUCGAAUCCUUGGCCUAUGCUAGGGACUGUAUGUCGGGUCAGGAACCCAAAGAUGCCAUGCGUGUGGUAAAUGCCCUGCUAACACAACUGGAUAGUAUUAAGGAGCAUCCAAAUGUACUGAUAUUGGCCACUUCAAAUUUAGCCGAUACCAUAGAUUUGGCGUUUUUGGAUAGAGCUGAUAUUAAGCAAUAUAUUGGCUUACCCAAUGAACUGGCUAUACGCAGAAUUUAUGAGUCCAUGCUUAUCGAGCUAAUGAGAGUGGGUUUGGUGGAUUCAGAGGCUUCAUUCAAAUCGGAUGAUAAACAUGAGGGUUUGUUAAAAGAACUGGCCAAAAGAAGUAAAGGUCUUAGUGGCCGUACUUUGAGGAAGCUACCCUUUUUGGCCCAUGCCACUUAUUGUUUUAAUAUGGAAUUUGAUUGUUCGCAAAAGAUAAUAUUGGCCGAUUUUCUAGAUUCUUUGCUGGAAGCCUUGGAUAAAUAUCAUCAGGACCAGCAGUUAAUGAAAUCGAAUAAAAAUGAUUAGAAAAAAAUCA
This is a messenger RNA of Calliphora vicina (urban bluebottle blowfly), 1392 nucleotides long. It is a transcript of the gene pch2, whose product is annotated as pachytene checkpoint 2 protein. Gene Ontology annotation, biological process: meiotic recombination checkpoint signaling; reciprocal meiotic recombination. Gene Ontology annotation, cellular component: nucleus; chromosome. The transcript has 3 exons. Lineage: Eukaryota; Metazoa; Arthropoda; Insecta; Diptera; Calliphoridae. Bases 99 to 1382 code for a protein of 427 amino acids. The record is from RefSeq and is a predicted model, not a curated record. Gene Ontology annotation, molecular function: ATP hydrolysis activity; ATP binding.